AUGGGUCGCUUCCGCGAUGUUGAAUCAGAUGUUGAAACAAACAUGGUCACCGACCGUUCACAGUGUCAAUCUUGGACUGGUUUGGUUUUUUGGUGUGCUGUAAGCUAUAGCUGCGUGCUAGUAAUCUUUGUCCGUGUCUGUUUCCCCGACUUCUCGCUUCUGAGUCUUGGAAUGCUUCCGCUGUUUGUCCAUGGAAGCUCCCCUGCUCUCUUCUACGCCUUUUCACAGAGCCCAAGACACUUCAGUAAACCGAAGAACAUCGAAAUUGCUGCACUGGUACCAUUUCACCACCACCGUCGGACGGAAAUCCUGGACUGCUACUUGCGGAGAAACCUUGCUUCCAACGGAGGGUUCCUUGACCGAGUGGUUUUUAUGCCACAGACAAACCACACCGGGAGCCUUGGAUGGCUCUCAUCUAUCGUUGAUGGAAUCUCGUCCUAUUCGGUAUUGGAAAGCAGCGACCCCUUUGUCGAAACAGUUGUUGGAGACGGGAACACAAUGUUCGUUUGGAUCGAUGGUGACAUCGUAUUCCUAGAAAACCAUACCGUCCCGACGAUGGUCCAAACAAAAUUGAAUCAUCCUGACUCGCUGAUUGUUUCGGCCAACGUGGUCAACGACGGGGCUCUUAAGUAUCUCCAUAAUCGUCAACCAGUUGCUCUCCCAUAUCGUCCUGAGCUACAGCCUGUGCGAUCCGUUGACCACGACAGCUGGCGUGCUUCAACCUUGCCCCGCUGGAGAGGGCCUGCAAAUUUUCGGACCCCUAAAGGAUUUUCACCUCCAUCCGAAGGCCAUCGCUGGCUUCCUUCUGAUGACGAAAUGUUUAAUCAUACCCCGAUUGGCAUGUCUAUCUACUCGGAAAAUGGCCCAGACAUGGGAGACUGGAUCGUUAAAGCUCAGCAACAUUAUUCUUUUCUACACCAUCUUGAUUUGGGCGAUCUAUAUCGUUACAAAUUUCCUCUUUGGACUAACCCGACGGAUUCUAUCAGCACAAACUUUUUCUGUUUUAUGAGCAGCGACGCUAAUCCUGUUCUUUCGUUUAUGUACAAUGGUGGCAUGCGGGAAACGGGCUUGAAGACACCUAGAAAUGAGGGUCGUGUAGCGCAAGAUAUCAUAAUCGAUGGAAAGGGUCUAGCCGCUCACUACGGGCCUGAUCGUGGUUCAGAGAGCCUUGACGAUACAGAUGUGCUCUGGAGAUAUCGGUCAUAUGCUCUAGAGAGGGUCUGCCCGCAGACAACCAGACAUCCUACUAUAGAUAUAACAGUAAAUAAAUAA
Molecule: messenger RNA, 1272 nt
Organism: Aspergillus puulaauensis
Lineage: Eukaryota; Fungi; Ascomycota; Eurotiomycetes; Eurotiales; Aspergillaceae
Exons: 2
Coding region: 1-1272 (423 amino acids)
Source: RefSeq, a predicted model, not a curated record